Eremomyces bilateralis CBS 781.70 is the source of this 649-nucleotide messenger RNA. RefSeq lists its product as uncharacterized. The transcript has a single exon. NCBI's taxonomy places the organism in Eukaryota, Fungi, Ascomycota, Dothideomycetes, Eremomycetales, Eremomycetaceae. The record is from RefSeq and is a predicted model, not a curated record. Bases 164 to 571 code for a protein of 135 amino acids.
GAACUGCCAACCGUAUUACCUCAAGUCAGCGAGUCCAAGGUCUGCGGAAGGACCAAGAGGAGACUUUUCAAGCGGAAACAAGGAAUAACGUGGAAGUGAGCAAGCAGGUAACGCUCGGCGGCAAGGUGGCGGGAAGUUAAAUGAGAGGUCAAAGGCAAUAAUAAUGGCCUUUGAAGCUUCGACAAGACUUGGCGGCGUGGUUGGGUUCUUUGGAGGGUGGUGUCGUUGUCGCAGCGUUGUAGUGGUUGUCGUUGUCGUUAUUCCUGUGCUCACCACAGCGGGACCAGGACUGUUGCCAGGAGUGGAGACGGUGGACUGUGGAGCGAACGUAAUGUUGGUGGGAUGUCGCGGGUCAGAGUUCAGAGUGGUUCAGCACAGGUUGGUUUGGGUAAUACGCCACUUCCAGUCUUUGCCGAUGAUGUCCACGAGUGUGUGGGGGAUGGGAACAGGAGUCCCAAGGUAUUGUGCCUUGUGUGUGAUGGCCUGGAUGGUGUCGUUUGAUAUCGAAGUGACGCGCAACUUGGCAUCCAGGGCAGAUGGCAUCCGGGGUAUAGGAGGUAGUAAUAAGUAGAAGUAAUAAAAACUAAUAAUUAUACUUUUCUGUGAAGGAAUGACUCCAACUCCAACCUCCAACAAUCCAACAAGCUCG